Molecule: messenger RNA, 1371 nt
Organism: Drosophila bipectinata
Lineage: Eukaryota; Metazoa; Arthropoda; Insecta; Diptera; Drosophilidae
Gene: Gr64a
Product: Gustatory receptor 64a
Biological process (GO): detection of chemical stimulus involved in sensory perception of taste; sensory perception of sweet taste
Cellular component (GO): membrane
Molecular function (GO): sweet taste receptor activity
Source: RefSeq, a predicted model, not a curated record
AUGGAAGGACCAACUCUUAACUUGCGGAGAAUUCCGGACAAGCUGAAUGGAGCCAAACCAAUGGAGCAUUUCGUCAAAAGAGAAACUCCACCUCCCAAGUUCUCGGAGAGUUCUAAUCUGGAGUUUGCUCUACUGGCCAGUGAAAAGCUUCCGAACUAUGGUUCUCUGGAUCUAUUUCAUCGAGCUGUCUAUCCGUUCAUGUUUUUGGCUGAGUGUUUUGCCAUUAUGCCCUUAACAGGACUUCGGGAAUCGAAUCCACGUCAUGUACGGUUUUCCUACAAAUCCUUGCCCAUGGUCGUCACGGUUUUGUUUAUGAUUGCCACCAGCAUUAUGUUUCUGGGCAUGCUGAAGCAUCUGCUCACUAUUGGCAUUAGUGCCAAGAACUUUGUUGGUUUGGUUUUCUUUGGCUGUGUUUUGACUGCCUAUGUGAUUUUUAUUCGUCUGGCCAAGCGUUGGCCUCAACUGAUCCGACUCUGGACCAAAACGGAGUUGGUCUUCACGAAGGCUCCAUAUGAAAUACCCAAGAGGAAUCUAUCUCGAAGGGUGCUUUUGGCUGGACUGGCUAUUAUUGGUCUGUCUUUGGGGGAACAUGCCUUGUACCAGGUCUCGGCUAUCCUCAGUUACAAGCGUCGUAUACACCUCUGUAGAAACAUUACAGAAGAGGCCAGUUUUGAUAACUAUAUACAGAAAAAUUACGACUAUGUUUUCCAGCUAUUGCCCUACAGUCCCCUUAUAGCUGUUCUAGUGAUACUUGUUAAUGGAGCCUUAACCUUUGUUUGGAACUACAUGGAUCUAUUUAUAAUGAUGAUCAGCAAGGGUCUGUCCUAUCGUUUCGAGCAGAUUACAGUUCGCAUCAAUAAACUGGAGCAUCAGGAGGUAUCCGAAUCGGUUUUCAUCCAAAUCCGAGAGCAUUAUGUGAAAAUGUGCGAACUACUGGAGUUUGUGGACAGUGCCAUGUCCAGUCUCAUACUACUUUCCUGUGUGAAUAACCUAUACUUUGUCUGCUACCAGCUGCUUAAUGUUUUUAAUAAACUUCGCUGGCCCAUCAACUAUAUUUAUUUCUGGUACUCCCUUCUGUAUUUGAUUGGACGCACUGCCUUUGUCUUUCUCACGGCAGCGGAUAUCAAUGAGGAAUCCAAGCGCGGUCUUGGAGUAUUGAGGCGGGUCUCUAGCCGAAGUUGGUGUGUCGAGGUGGAGCGCCUCAUAUUCCAGAUGACCACGCAGACAGUUGCCCUUUCCGGCAAAAAGUUCUACUUUCUCACCCGUCGACUGCUCUUUGGAAUGGCCGGCACCAUUGUCACCUACGAGCUGGUGCUCCUCCAGUUUGAUGAGGCCAAUCGACGCCGGGGUCUGGCCCCCUUGUGCGCCUGA